UUGUGUUCUCAUGUUACCCUUCUUAACGCUGCUUUCGAUAUGAAAGUAAUGAUGUUUUAACUUUGAUUUAAGUGUGUGUCCUUAUUUGCGUAAAAAAUAUUUUGUUCUUUAAUUAAUAAUUUAAGGAGAAUUUCGUGAUCAAAUAUUUCAUGAUGUUUUGUUAAUGAAUGUUGACAGAAUUGACUGAUGUGAUUAGGUCCUGAAUUCAAGAAUCGACAAAUGCAGAAAACUUAAUCUGGUCUCAUCUAAUAUGUGCUUUGUGCUAUAUGAAAAGACAAUGCCGUUUGUUAUGAGGCAGUGAUUUAAAAUGAAUUUAAUUAUCUGAAGCGUGAAGGGUGUUUGUUUUCAAAUGAUCUAAAUGUCUUAUUUAAAAGAACAUUGCGCUGCAGUUUGCAGGCGCCGACUAUGUUUGACUCGACCAAAGGCGCAUUGCUAGUGGCGCCCUCUCUCUCUAACAGCUCUUGCUGGCUGAAUGGUAAAGUUUGGCCUUCAGCGUUUCCGGCGCCCGCGGACAUACUAAAGGCUCUUUUUAUAUUCGCCCUGUCCAUGGGAAUAGUUUUCGCUAAUCUCGUUCUUAUCUGUGUUUUGAAUAAUCGACGUUACAUUAAAUACAUCGAUAAUCAGCCUAGGUAUCUACUUACGUCGUUGGCACUAAACGACCUGUUCACUGGCAUACUCAUCGCUCCUGUGGCUCUGCUGCCGGCGUUGUACAAGUGUUGGCCAUACGGGGAAAUAUUCUGUCAAAUACAGGCGUUACUACGUGGCGCAGUCAGUCAACAAAGUGCAGUUAUUUUAGUGUGCAUGGCUAUAGAUAGGUAUUUGUAUUUGCUCCAUCCAAAUACCUAUCAAAAACACUCCAGUAAAAAGGGUUGCGUAUUAGUUAUAAGCGUGACUUGGAUUUUAUCAGUAUCGUUAUUCGCGAUCAUGGUUCUCCCCAGAUCUGGAUAUUACUUCAACUCCACGGGCCUAAUGGCUUGUGAUGUAUUUCACAGCAGAGUGGCUUUUAGAAUAUUGUCGUGCUGUGCUUAUUACUUUCCAACAACAAUGGCCCUGAUGUACUGCUAUGGUUCGGGAUUCCACGUCAGUAAAUCAAGGACUAAAUGUGAACCAGAACCAACAAGAACUAACGGUGUACCUGUAACAUGUUCUAAAACUAGUCAUGGAGAACUAGAAGCCAUUCAAAUUCAAGCACCAACUCGACCGCACAGUUUGAGCACGUCUCGAACGAUGGCAGCCAUGUCCUUAGGUUUCAUUGUUAUGGUAACUCCGGCCACAAUAAAAGAGGUUGUUGCAGCAUGUACGGGAUGUAGAGUUCCACCAUCGCUGGACUUCAUCGUAACGUGGUUAGCAUUAAGCAACAGUUUCUGGAAUCCAUUCCUCUAUUGGCUUCUAAAUGGUCACUUUAGAAGAAUCAGUAAUGAUUUGGUGCAAUAUUACGUUUGUUGCCGCAGGAAGAAGACUUAUUCAUUCUACCAGAAAAGUGCAGGGUGUUGCGGUUCACCAAUUACUUCCGAAGGCAUAAAUUCUAAAGGUGAAUUUGAAGGCCUUGGAGAAAAAUAUUGGGGCGAAAUUUUAGAACGUACUGUUUCGUCUACUUCUUUACAUGCUAUUCAGAAAGCAUGUCAUAGAGAUGCUCUUCGUUGUACUGGAUCAUUUAAGGGCUGUCCAAGCAACAGCUGUAAACAUGAUCCUAGAUAUUACGAUGGCUAUGGACCUGCAGAAUAUAGACAAUUUGAUCACUCAGCAUUUCAAAUAGAGUCAUGUCCUCGUCAGUGUAGGAUGAAAAAUUCUGACUUUUGUCUAUUUCGACCAAAUCCAGAAUUUGAAUGCGGCCGUACACGAUCAAAUUUAAGUUUAGAUGAGGGAAAUUUGGGAAAAACAUGUAACGGUCGACAUUCUGAAUUGUGAGAAAUACCGAACUGUCCGGUUUUCGGGCACAGAAGCAAUAGUAUUGGUAUGUAUCCAGGCGUAGAGCAUUUUAAUUCAAGUGUGAAAUGGAAGUUUAAUGAUUCAUCGUGCAUAGAAAAUGAUAUUGAACAAAAUUUGGAACACAACCUUGAUAGGAUACGUAGCCUGAGUCAUGAGCGAAAUUUUAAUCUAUAUCGAGGCAAAGAUCAGUUAUUGGAGGUGGAAGUGAAUAAUGUGAUUGAGGAUGAUUCAGAUGAUUCCAAAGACUGUACGAAUGGAGGUUGUCGUGAAGCUUUUGAUGAGAAGGGUGAACAUUGUAUUGUGCCAAAGUUUUCACGGAAUUCUUCUCUUUCGAACAGAGAACUAGAUGUUAUUAAAGAAAGCUCAAGAAGCUCCAGUGAUACGGAAGUGACGUUAACGCGAUGACUUCCGAAGGUAACUUUUCACACGAAAGUGAAUGUUGUUCACAUGGAACAUUUUUGAUAUAAGACAUAGUGAAUAUGGUAGUGUAAAAGUGGUGUUUUUCGGUGUUAAGAAAUAGUCAUUGUUAUAAUAAGCAUGUGGACCAUAAAUUUUCUUUUCAUUUGGAAGUUUUUGCUUAUAAGUUAAGAAAGUAAAUUAGAUGUAUUAUUUAGUAGAAUACUUUUCUAAGAACUUUUAGUAGGUU
Molecule: messenger RNA, 2575 nt
Organism: Papilio polytes (common Mormon)
Lineage: Eukaryota; Metazoa; Arthropoda; Insecta; Lepidoptera; Papilionidae
Product: trace amine-associated receptor 1
Exons: 9
Coding region: 406-1908 (500 amino acids)
Biological process (GO): neuropeptide signaling pathway
Cellular component (GO): membrane
Molecular function (GO): corazonin receptor activity
Source: RefSeq, a predicted model, not a curated record